Messenger RNA from Thamnophis elegans (Western terrestrial garter snake), 3789 nucleotides. It is a transcript of the gene HNRNPUL1, whose product is annotated as heterogeneous nuclear ribonucleoprotein U like 1. Bases 138 to 2735 code for a protein of 865 amino acids. The record is from RefSeq and is a predicted model, not a curated record. The transcript has 15 exons. Gene Ontology annotation, molecular function: protein binding. Lineage: Eukaryota; Metazoa; Chordata; Lepidosauria; Squamata; Natricidae.
CUUCCACCGCCAGGUGGGCCAACCGGAGCGCCCGUUGCAUGGCGGGGGUUAAGGGAGAGCGGCCAUUUUGAGCGGAGCCCGGAACGGAGCCCCGAUGGCCGGGCAACGGCGACCCUGCGGCCGGGACUGAGCGCGCCAUGGAUGUGCGGAGGCUGCGCGUCAGCGAGCUGAAGGAGGAGCUCGGCCGCCGCGGCCUCGACACCCGCGGGCUCAAGGCCGAACUGGCCGGGCGGCUGCAUGCGGCGCUAGAAGCUGAGCAGGCCCGAGGAGGCUCGGGCUCUGGCUCGGACGGAGAGCCGCUCUCUGACGGACACUAUGGCAUCCGUGACAACACUCGCCAAGACAACCGGCAAGGAUAUCAGUCUUUUGAGCAUUUCAAUAUUAAACAGGAGAACGAAUUGGGUUACGAGCGUGUGCCUGUAAGCCAAGAUCGAUCAGACAUGAAGACAGAAAUAAAGGAAGAGGAGGCCCCUCCCAGCCACAACAUGCCGGCGUCUGGUUACAACGCACCCCCCUCUAACUACAGUUCUUCCGUUUCUGGCUACAAUACCUCGGCUUCCUCUUACAAUGCGCCCUCCUCCGGGUAUAACACCUCAGACUCAUAUCAGCCCUGGCAACAGCAGCAGCAGCAGCAGCAGCCACAGCAAGGCCACAAGAGGACAUUUGACGAGUCCAGGGGGCGCGGGUAUUACGAAUAUCGCGAGGAUAAAAGGGGCCGAUCUCCUCAGCCGCCCGCGGAAGACGAUGAGGACGAUUUUGACGACACCCUGGUGGCCAUCGAUACCUAUAAUUGCGAUCUCCAUUUCAAAGUGGCCCGCGAUCGAUACAGUGGAUACCCUCUGACCAUCGAAGGAUUUGCUUACCUCUGGUCAGGCGCACGAGCGACGUACGGGGUGCGGCGUGGAAGGGUGUGCUAUGAGAUGAAGAUCAACGAAGAGAUCUCCGUCAAACACCUUCCUCCCACUGAACCAGAUCCUCACGUUGUGCGUAUUGGCUGGUCACUGGAUUCAUGUAGCACUCAGUUAGGUGAAGAGGCUUUCUCCUAUGGCUACGGAGGCACCGCAAAGAAAUCCACCAGUUCCAAGUUUGAAAAUUACGGUGAGACCUUUUCCGAGAACGACGUCAUCACUUGUCUCGUGGACUUCGAGUGUGGCGACGAUGUUGAAAUGUCCUUCAUGAAGAAUGGGAAGUGGCUAGGGGUGGCCUAUCAAGUACGGAAGGAGAAUUUGGGAGGGCAGGCCCUGUUCCCUCAUGUCCUGGCGAAGAACUGUGCCAUCGAGUUCAACUUCGGCCAAAGGGAAGACACCUUCUUUCCGAUUCCACCAGGAUUCACCUUCAUACAGCAUCUCCCCCUGUCCGAGAGAGUUCGGGGCACAAUUGGACCAAAGAACAAAAGGGAAUGUGAAAUCUUGAUGAUGGUGGGGUUGCCUGCCGCUGGGAAGACUACGUGGGCCAUUAAGCAUGCCGCAGCCAAUCCAGCCAAGAAGUAUAAUAUUUUGGGAACAAACGCCAUUAUGGACAAAAUGAGGGUAAUGGGACUCCGACGGCAGCGCAAUUACGCCGGCCGCUGGGACGUUCUCAUCCAGCAAGCGACACAGUGCCUGAACCGCCUAAUCCAGAUUGCAGCACGGAAGAAGCGGAAUUACAUCCUGGAUCAGACAAAUGUUUAUGGGUCGGCCCAGAGACGAAAAAUGCGUCCUUUUGAAGGUUUUCAACGCAAAGCCAUCGUCAUUUGUCCCACGGACGAGGAUUUAAAAGAUCGGACAAUAAAGCGCACCGAUGAAGAGGGGAAGGACGUGCCCGAUCACGCGGUGUUAGAAAUGAAAGCCAACUUUACCCUGCCGGAAUCUGGCGAUUUCCUCGACUCGGUGGUUUACAUCGAGGUGCAGCGGGACGAGGCGGAGAAGCUGGUGAGGCAGUACAACGAUGAAGGCAAGAAAGCUGGCCCGCCUCCCGAAAAGCGGUUCGACAGCUGGGGCGGAGGAGGAGGAGGGGGCGGCGGCGGAUUCCGCGGCCGAGGAGGCGGAGGAGGAUUUCAGCGCUUUGACAAUCGAGGGCCGCCCAUGAGCAGUCGGGGCGGCUUCCAGAACCGAGGAGGUGGUGGCGGCGGAGGCGGCGGAGGAGGAGGCAGCGGAGGAGGAGGAGGCGGCUACAGAGGCGGUGGUGGAAGUGGCGGCGGAAUUGGAGGUGGUGGCGGCGGAAGUGGAGGCUUCAACCGAGGCGGCUACAACCAGAACCGCUGGGGGAGUGGAAACCGAGACAACAAUAACAACACCCGAGGCAGCUACAAUCAGAACAACCAACAGCAGAGCAGCUACAGCCCGGCACGCGACCAGAAUCCUUACAAGAGCAGCAGCAUUGCUCCUGCUCCCCCUCCUCCAGCCAUGGGCCCUGCCACCAACCCCCCACCGGUGUCGUACAAUCAAGGGGCACAGCAAAGCUACAGCCAGCCCUACAGCCCGCCUUCCAGCUACAGCCAGGGGGCCUACACUGCUCCCAGCUACAACUACGGAAGUUACGGCAGUUACAGCCAAAGUUACACCCAGCCUCCUCCUCCUCCUCCGCCAGCCCCAACCCCACCAGCCUACAGUCAGCCCAACUACAGCCAGUACCAACAGUACACCCAACAAUGGAAUCAAUACUAUCAAAACCAGGGUCAGUGGCCUCAGUACUACGGCAACUACGACUACGGGAGCUACACGGGCACCUCGCAGGGAGGCUCAAGCACACAGUGAUAGCUCGGGAGGGUGUUGUUUCUCCACCCCAGGGAAAAAGGAACAGCACAGUGACGGGCAUUUCUGAAUCUUGAGAGCAAGAGAGAGAGAGAGAGAGAGAGAUCCAGAAGAGGGAAGUUGGGCGUUUCCACCCGCUUCCCCUCUCUAAGAGUUCUUGAGGAUGGUUGGGUUUUUACUUGUACAGCUAGGCAUGUUAUGUCCUUUCUACCAUCCUUCAUGAGGAAAGUUACAUGGUUCCUUGUUGAAGAUCAUUUAGCUCCCCCCACUUCUUUUUCUUCUUUUUAAGAUUUGUUUUAUUCCGUAAGAAGCUAGGGUCUUCUUCAGUGUUCAUAAAAUUGUACUUUUUUAAAAAAUCCUUUUAGACCAGGACCCAUCCAGGUAUCUAAACUUCCUACAGAAGUUGGGGGGGGGGGCAGCAUUGGAAGGGGCUCCCGUAGGAUUUACCGCUAUUCUCUCCAGGGGUGUCUGCAGGGGGUGGUCCAGUUAAGAGAGUGGUCACAGUGCGCAUUUUUUAAAAAAAAAAAAGGAUUUGGGUCAUGUGGCUAUCCUGUUUGUGGACCGCAUCCUGCAGACUCCCUCCCAAAUUCUCCCCUUUCCACUCCACCUCCACCCUAUCUGCUGGUGACUAUAAAUUCCACACCUUUUGGGAACUUCUUGCAGUUUGGUGUCACCUGUCUUUGAGGUGUUUUUUUAAUCUGUUUCUUUUUUUCUUUUGCAAAGAACCAUUAAAACCGUAGGGGAGGAGAAAUGGCUAUCUUACAGUAAUUAUGAUUUUGUUUUUGUUUUGUUUUCAAAGAAAUAUUUUUUUCCCCUGUAGCUUUUUACUGUGGGUCAGUAGCUGUUAAUAUUUUCAUCAAGAUAACAAUUCUGUUAGUUCAGUACAGGAGAGGAUUUUUUUUUUAAAAAAAAAAGGGGGGGGAGAGAGAAUCAUCUUAAAUGUGUAACUUUUUAUACGACGUUUCAGUUUCUGUAACUCUGAACAUGCUUUGUGUUGAGUUGAAUUGUAACAGCUUUUUGUAUUUGGAGAAAAAAAGAAUGAAUAUUGAACUUUAAA